Molecule: messenger RNA, 2420 nt
Organism: Brienomyrus brachyistius
Lineage: Eukaryota; Metazoa; Chordata; Actinopteri; Osteoglossiformes; Mormyridae
Gene: gltpa
Product: glycolipid transfer protein a
Exons: 5
Coding region: 109-738 (209 amino acids)
Biological process (GO): intermembrane lipid transfer; ceramide transport
Cellular component (GO): cytosol; cytoplasm; membrane
Molecular function (GO): ceramide 1-phosphate binding; ceramide 1-phosphate transfer activity
Source: RefSeq, a predicted model, not a curated record
UCCGCGCGGUUCACAUGUCCGCUCAUUUGCAUUGCGGAGGAGAGACUGCUCCGUACUAGUUCAGUUCUUGCAUUUUUCGUCCAUUGGCAAGUCAGAUCACUGUAAGCAAUGGCUCUCUUAAUGGAUCACCAGUUUAAACAGGUCCCAGCCGAUAAGCAAGUCGAGACCAGAGCAUUUCUAGAGGCAGUAUCUUACCUUCCGCCAUUCUUCGAUUGCCUUGGCUCCACGGUUUUUGCUCCGAUUAAAUCCGACAUCAUGGGAAAUAUCACUAAAAUCAAGGCAGUUUAUGACAGCAAUCCAAGCCGUUACAAAACCCUUCAGAAUAUACUGGAGGCUGAGAAGGAGAUGUAUGGAUCCCAGUGGCCCAAAGUGGGAGCAAGCCUGGCACUCAUGUGGCUGAAGAGGGGGCUUCGCUUCAUCCAGGUCCUUCUGCAGAGCCUCGCAGAUGGAGAACAGGAUGAAAACAACCCGAACCUGAUCCGUGUUAAUGCCAUUAAGGCCUAUGAGUUUGCCCUGAAAAAAUACCACGGCUGGCUAGUCCAAAAUCUCUUCAAGAUGGCCAUGCUUGCGGCACCUUACAAGUCAGACUUCCUGAAGGCCCUAUCCAAAGGGCGUGAGGUCAAGGAGGAGGACUGCUUGGAGAAGAUCCGCCAGUUCCUCGUCAACUUCACAGCCACCGUAGAUGCCAUCUACGAGAUGUACACGAAAAUGAACGCCGAGCUGGACUACACAGUGUGACCGCCAGCCCCUCCCCCCACCGGGCGGUCCUCUCCAGUGACACCUCCACUCCCAGACCUGCCCCAUCUGUUUCAAGCCUCUCGGUGCCUGAAAGUUUGUGUGUGUCGCCCCAUUUGAUAGGGGCUGUCUGUGAUUUUGAUCUGCUGCCUGGCUUGCAGGCCGUUUCCUUUAUGGGUCUUUCCUCUGUGUGCCCCAACUCGCAUCUCUGUGCACUGGAAUGAGUCCUUAAUGCACACUAGAGGUCAGUAACUGGCAAAAGGUAGCUGAAAUGGCAGCUGAGAAACACUGAAAAACUCCACUGUGUGACGCUGACCAUUUAAAAUCUCAUUAAAAAUAUGUUUCUUCUCAAUUAUAUAAUUCAGAACUGCUUCAUAGGGCUUCUUUAGUGUUAGCACUGUAAUACAAUAUAUUAUAAAUUCUUUAUUUAAAUUUUAUGGGUUGAACAGAACAUUUCGUGUAUUUUGGAAGGUUAGAUGAAAUUGUCUUGUGGAAAAUAUUUUUUUAACUGAACUGGAAAUAUAAUAAAUAUUUAAUACAUAUAAAGCAGCAUGAAUCUUAAAAUGUGUGCUUUCAACAACUAACUGAAGAUGUUCUGAGACAUUUUGAUGUUUUAUGUUUUGCUUUCCCUGCCUUGUGCCCAUUGCAUCCGGGAUAGGCUCCGGACCCCCCGCGACCCAGUAGGAUAAGCAGUUUGGAAAAUGGAUGGAUGGAUAGAUGUUUUGCUUUUAAAUCUAUACUGGUAUUUUAAUGUUCAACACUGUACAAGGACUGUAUAACAUCUCUCAAAAUAUGCCCUGUCCGGCUACUUCAUUUUAAAUGAUUUAAAUGAUCAGUGUUUGCCUUUAUUUUUGGUGUUUUCUUUUAUAUAUUUAACACUGCAGAAUGUAAAGGAAGAUAUCAUUUUCAAUAUAUAUUUCAAUGCUUAGGAUAAAUUGUCUUGGUGAGUAAAGCUUAACAGAAUUUGUCUUGUAAUCAAUUUUCUAUAAAUCUGAUUGAUUGUUCAAGUUUCAGUAAUAUGCACAUGUUUUCGGUUAAAUAAAAUACAGCCAACUUGUGUUAGUGUUAGGAGUCUAAUAUACAACGCCAUGCAUAAAUUAUUCUGAAAAUAUUUCAGUAGUUUAAUGCAGAGUAAAAUUAUCCCCAAUUACAAAUUAAAGGUCCGCUUUAACCUUUGUUAUAUGUUCAUGUAGAAGGGACCAAAUGUUUAUAUAUAGCAGUAUUUACCUAAAAGGGUGCCUUAUGCAUGUGAAACCAAACCGUAAGUCUUUGUAUAGAAGUGGAGAAAAAAUAUUAUUAUUAAAAUUAUUAAACUCCAAAAGGCGCUGCUGGCCAGUGCGCCAUCUAGUGUCCAUACCUCUUCGGCACUUUGCGACAAAGGCAACAGUUCAAUAAAUCGGCACCAUGGUUUUGCGUAUGUGUAUAUUGCAUAUUAUUUGGGUGCCUCCUAGCACCUUGUUUCACAUGCACUUUGCCCAAUGGGCAACAUUUGCAAAUAUUAAGUUGCUCUUAUCUCGUGCACUUUACUGCUCUAAGACCUAAAUAUAAUAUAACAGAGGCCGUUUAAAUGUAUACUUGUAUUUAUGUAUGCCUGACUGCAUAUCUUUCAGAUCCUAGUAUUUAACUGAAGUGGAUGUGAAUGUGCACUGCAUUGUUUCAAACUGCUAAUAUUUUGUCAAUAAAAC